Nakaseomyces glabratus is the source of this 642-nucleotide messenger RNA. RefSeq lists its product as uncharacterized. The record is from RefSeq and is a predicted model, not a curated record. NCBI's taxonomy places the organism in Eukaryota, Fungi, Ascomycota, Saccharomycetes, Saccharomycetales, Saccharomycetaceae.
AUGGAAGUGAUUCACUCAGUAAUAGCGCCCGCACUCUACAGCCUUCUAGUCUCCCUUCCCCCCCUUUUUGUGCAGUCACUCCCCUCCACCCCCCAACCCCAUUCCCUCCGCCAUCCCUUUGUUGCCCCCCUGCCCUCUCCCUCCAGGUUUACCGCCAAUUCCUGGUCCUUUUCUCCUUUUCUCCUUUUCUCCUUCUCCUUUUCCUUCUCUCCCCCCUGCCCCUGCCCCUCCAAUUAUCGCCUUCCGCGAAAAAAUUCCCCUUACAAACUCGAGGGCUCCCCCCCCCCCUUGACACUCUGCCUUUGGUCCCUCUACACAGUAACAGUCGCACCCCGCACGUAUUAUGUAAACCUCGAUCUUUCUCGAUUGCUUGCUCUCCAAUCCCUACGGGUGCUUCUAAUACAACGGUGUGGGCCCCCCACCAACUUCACAAAACACAGUGUGUUGCAUUAUACGUUACAUCACAUUAUAAGUACGUGCAUAGCUAUUUCAAUGUCUUCUCGUGUUUUGGGAUAUAACACGUGGUUACUAUUUCCAUUUGUGCUAGCAACUAGCAACAAGCAUGUGGGUUCAGAACUGCAACGUAUGUGCCUCCCUAGUUCUUUAAGAAACUACCGUACAAUGGAGGGGGAAGUGGGGUGA